Molecule: messenger RNA, 4006 nt
Organism: Sorghum bicolor (sorghum)
Lineage: Eukaryota; Viridiplantae; Streptophyta; Magnoliopsida; Poales; Poaceae
Product: glycine-rich domain-containing protein 1
Exons: 9
Coding region: 564-3677 (1037 amino acids)
Source: RefSeq, a predicted model, not a curated record
CAGGCACAAGUGCCACUCUGAGGACUGAGGAGCUCUCUCGUGCACUGCAAUCUCUCUCAGGUUCUUCCUCUGUUCAGGCUGUUCAGCUGCUAUCAUGUACUAAUCUCAUACGAAUAGUUCAUGCAUCCUCUGCAUCUCUUUGAUUCACACUGCUAUUCCAUAGUAUUGUACCUUCGUUUUUUAAGAAAAAAAAGGGAGGCCGAGAUGCGAGAUCAUUACAGUUACAGAUGGUCCACUCCAGUCCUCUGCUUUACCAAUGUGUCUUCGAACUCUCUUCCGUUUGUGGGGAAAAAAAUAAAUAAAUCAGAUGUUAGUGCGAUUCUUAUGACGAUUACAAUACUUUCAAGAAGACAAAUCCGAGACAUUUUGUUCAAAAGAAGAAACAAAAAAAAAAAACAAAUCCGAUACAGAUAGGGUGAGAAACGCACUGUUCCGACCUUUUUUACAGCUCUGAAAUACCAAAGUCAAACGGUCCCGAGCAAGAAACCGUGUCGCGGAUUCUUCCAAGCGCCCGCGUCAGCGACAAAUCAAGAACCCGCGGCGACCGGCGACGGGAGGAGGAGAUGGACGGGGAGCAGGCGGCGCGGUGGGCGGCGGCGCAGGAGGGGGUCCCCGUCGGGGCGGACCUUGUCGCGGCGGCGCUGCGGCAGCUGAAGUUCCUCGCGGCGGUGGACCGCCGCCGGUGGCUCUACGACGAGGGCCCGCUGCUCCACCGGGCCAUACGCAGGUACAAAGCAUGCUGGCUUCCCCUUCUUGAUAAGCACACUAAGGCUGCGGUUGUAGAUGGCCCAUUGGUUGUUCCUCUUGAUUGUGAGUGGAUAUGGCACUGCCAUCGGCUUAACCCGGUUCAGUACAUAAGGGACUGCAAGAAAGUAUACGGUAGAAUUCUGAACAAUAACAAUGUUGAGUCAUCCACUCAAACAAAAUCAAUACUUCAGUCAGAGAAGAUUUGGAAAGAGUUGUAUCCUGAGGAGCCCUUCAAAUUGGAGUUCACAAAAACCUCUGACGUUGUGAUGGAUGUGAACCCUGGAGUUGCAGAGGACAUUACCUAUGAUCUGGUCUCUGCUGUUAAGAGACAAUCCUCUUUCUAUUAUCAGGUUGGAACACCUACAAUGCAUGAUUCACGGUUUCUCCAAGAAGCUCUAGCUCGAUACAAGGCGUUUCUGUACCUGAUCAAGAUGAAUCAAGAAAAAGGGUUGCAACGCUUCCGUGUACCAACCUACGAUGUGGAUCUCUUGUGGCACACUCACCAGCUGCAUCCUGUUACCUACCGCAACGACAUGGUGAAGCUUCUUGGAAAAGUUCUGGAGCAUGAUGACACCGAUGCUGAUCGAUCUGAAGGAAAGAAACUCGAUGUUGGAUUCACCGAGACUACUGAACAGUUUGAGAAUACCUUUGGUGUAAGAUACUGGAAGGCUGGAUGUAUGUACCGUGGCAACAUGCCAUCUCCUGUGACAUCCACUCCUCAGAUAUUCAGUACUGAGGUUGGUACGGGAUCGGACAUCUGCAAAGCUCAGAAGGAUCUUAAUGCCCUUGAUAUAACAGCUGUAGAGUUGUAUUUACAAAUUGUGGACAUCAAUAAUUUGCCAUCUGCUGUUCGAAAAGAAAAUGUGUAUGUAAGGUUCACCAAGAAUCAACCAGAUACAUUUAUCAGUGACGGUGGCAAGUUGGAUAUUUCAACAGUUACAGGGAAGAACGCUGGAGUUUGUUUACAGUGUGAACCUACCGGAGAACUCAUUCUUGUGGUAAUGGUUGAUCAGGUAUCAAAGAAACCAGAACCGAUAGGGAAAGUUUCUUUCCCACUGCAAGAUUUGAUAGGUCCUGAUUCUAAGCUCUCCUUCGAGAAGUGGUUUGAACUGAAAGCUCAUGGUGGGCAUGCCACUUCCCCUCCUGUUAGUCUUCGUGUUGCAGCUUCUGCUACUGUCCCAAGCAGCUUUCAGAAGGUGUUCAGCAUGGUCAUGAUGGAGCCUUUCUCUCUGAAGUCGUGUCUUCUGCCACAUUCCAUCAAGGAUCAAAACAUGAGUAGCUGGACUCGUUUCGUAUAUGAUUGUGGUACCGAGCUUAUCCGUCUUCAGAUAAGAGAGCAAAAGGCAAAGAAUGGCAUGGCUGCUGUUCGGGAAUUGGUCGGAGUAUUGAAGUCACCAAAAAAGCAAUUUCAGCUUGCAGAAUUCAAGGAAAAUAAGUGGACCCUAAAAGACUCCAUGCUGUCAAUAACUCAUGGCACUGAUGGCAGUCUACUCGAUCUCAAAGGUGACAACCAACUGAUCAAGCUCUAUCAGGGAAGGAAACUAGAAUACGAGCGCAAAUGCUGCAGCGCUCAUUCUGAGGAUGUUUCAGCUGUUACUGCUGUAAAGUUCUGUGCUGAACAUCCAUAUGGCAAAGCUGUUGCCUUGCUAGACACUGAAUCUCAGCUUAUCAUGGUGAAUGAGGAUUGGUUCCUACUUCCAUGGAUCACGACAUCGGUCCUUUUUAUGGAUGCUGAUGGCAAGGACAGCAUGAAACUUAUCGGUGGUGCUGUGGUCCAGAAGGGUGCAGUGUUUGGAUCUGACACUAGCAUGGUCCUAGAGACACAGGCCGUCGGAGCAGGAAGCGUGGCAACGGCUCCUGCACAAUGUGGUACUUGCAGCACGGCAUUCAGUGGUGACAAAGUCGUGGCGGGCUUCAAGGCUGAACAUGCUAGCUCUGGUGCUUCUCGUACAGUCGUUGUGAGUGGUGAGAACAGCCACACUGAAUCUGCUUCUGGCUGUGGAGGCGGCUGCGGUAGCAGCUGUGGACCCAUGGUGGCUGAGGACUCCAAGGCCGACAAUGCCAAGUCUGGGGGCUGUGGUUCUGGGUGUGGUGGUGGUUGCGGUGGCGGGGGAGGCUGUGGGACCAUGCUGAAGGCCAGCACCAUGGCCAGCGAGGGCCAGUCCAGGUCUGGAGGCUGCGGUUCCGGCUGUGGUGGUGGCUGUGGUGGCGGGGGAGGCUGUGGGACCAUGCUCAAAGCCAGCACCAUGGCCAGCGAGGGACAGUCCAAGUCUGGAGGCUGCGGUGGUGGCUGUGGCUCCGGCUGUGGUGGUGGCUGUGGCAGCGGCAUGGCUAUCGAAGGCUCGAAGACAGCCAACCACGCCAAGUCUGGUGGCUGCGGCUCUGGCUGCGGUGGUGGCUGUGGUGGCGGGGGAGGCUGUGGGACCAUGCUCAAAGCCAGCACCAUGGCCAGCGUGGGACAGUCCAAGUCUGGAGGCUGCGGUGGUGGCUGUGGUUCCGGCUGUGGUGGUGGCUGUGGCGGCGGCAUGGCUAUCGAAGGCUCGAAGACAGCCAACCACGCUAAGUCUGGUGGCUGCGGCUCUGGCUGCGGUAGCGGUUGUGGAGGAGGCUGCGGCACCCUGUUCAGCUCCAGCACCGCAGCCGACCAAGGUCAUUCCAGAUCCAGUGGUGGCUGUGGCUCUGGCUGUGGCGGUGGAGGCUGCGGCAGUGGCAGCAUGGUCGCCGAAGGCUCCACCGGCAGGCAUGCCAAGUCCGGAGGCUGUGGCUCUAGCUGCGGUGGUGGUUGCGGUGGCGGUGGCGGCUGUGGCACCAUAUUCAAUGUGAGCACCAAGGCCGGCGGCGAGGGCAAGCACUCUGUGUCCGGCGGCUGUGGCUCUGGCUGCGGCGGUGGAGGCUGUGGUGGCGGUUGCGGCACCGUGUUCAACGCAUGAUCCUGGGCGCUGGAUGGCCAAUUGAGCCAAGGUGCUGUUGUCCUCUACAAGCCUUGUACUUGCUCCGGCAUGUAUCUAUUGGUGUGCCUUGGGAAUUGACGUUGUGGCUUGAGAAUCCCCCUAUAAUCAGAUAUGUAAAUAAUCAAGUAAGUAAAUGAAUAAACGAUGGAUCGAGAAAGAAAAACCUUGGUGGUUUUCCUUGCUGCUACUGCUUAGGUGGAAGUCAGGACUUAUGGGAAUUGGGAACGCUCCCAAUGAUGCGUGCAUCCUACAGUGUGUAAAGUUUUUGCUCCUCCACUACAAGAGAUUUAAGUUUAUUUCGAGUCAAA